AUGGCUUUUAAGUUAAGCAUUUUCAUGCUCUGUGUAGCAGCUUUAAUGCUUGUUUUACUACAAGCAAACCAGGCCUCUACUGUGGAAACAUCAGCAUUGCAACAACAGGAGAAUUACCAACCAUAUGGUACUACCCAAGGCAGCCUUCGUCCUCAAGGGAUUCAGGGCAAGUUUGGGAGAGUAGGGACGGAGAUGGUAUUGUCAUACUCAGUCUUAAACCGGCCGUUGCCAUCAUCAUUGAUGAGUGCGGACCGCGGUGCACUACUCGGUGCUCGGCCACAGCGUACAAGAAGCCUUGUCUGUUUUUCUGCCAAAAGUGUUGUGCAAAGUGCUUGUGUGUUCCUCCUGGAACAUAUGGAAACAAGCAAGUUUGCCCUUGCUACAACAACUGGAAGACCAAGAGAGGAGGACCAAAAUGCCCCUAAUUAA
This is a messenger RNA of Prunus armeniaca (apricot), 429 nucleotides long. Lineage: Eukaryota; Viridiplantae; Streptophyta; Magnoliopsida; Rosales; Rosaceae. The record is from the annotation of a GenBank genome assembly.